Messenger RNA from Morone saxatilis (striped sea-bass), 2988 nucleotides. RefSeq names its product protein kinase, AMP-activated, gamma 1 non-catalytic subunit (gene prkag1). The coding region runs from base 129 to 1121 and encodes 330 amino acids. Lineage: Eukaryota; Metazoa; Chordata; Actinopteri; Moronidae. The record is from RefSeq and is a predicted model, not a curated record. The transcript has 13 exons.
CUACAUGUAUUACGGUAACGACUACAGUUUCAAGGUGCUCAUUGCGAGUUGUAGCGGAAGACCAGUGUGGUUAGCAACAGCCUGCCGACUGCAACCCGGUCACAGGACGGCGAUACUGCUAACGCAAUAUGGACUGUAUUCCAGUAACUAUUGAUGAUCUUGAGGGUAAAAAGGACCCAGUCCCAGAGGACCCGGAGCACAAUGUGUACACCAGGUUUAUGAAGUCUCACCGGUGUUAUGACCUGGUACCUACCAGCUCCAAAUUGGUUGUGUUUGACACAUCACUACAGGUCAAGAAGGCAUUUUUUGCUCUUGUGUCCAAUGGGGUAAGAGCGGCGCCUCUGUGGGACAGUAAGAAGCAGUGCUUUGUCGGUAUGCUAACCAUCACAGACUUUAUUAACAUCCUUCAUCGCUACUACAAAUCUCCAUUGGUUCAGAUAUAUGAGUUGGAAGAACACAAAAUUGAAACAUGGAGAGAGCUGUACCUUCAAGACUCUUUCAAGCCCUUGGUUAGCAUAUCUCCCAAUGCAAGUUUGUAUGAUGCAGUAUCAUCUCUGCUGAAGAAUAAGAUCCACAGACUGCCUGUAAUCGACCCCCUGACAGGAAACACACUCUAUAUUCUCACACACAAGAGGAUUCUCAAGUUCCUGAAGCUUUUUAUAUCAGAGAUGCCAAAACCUUCGUUCUUGAAACAAACCAUAGAGGAACUGAACAUCGGCACAUUCAAGAACAUAGCAGUGGUCCGUGCUGACACACCGCUGUACACUGCGCUGGGCAUUUUUGUCGAUCAGCGAGUGUCAGCGCUCCCCGUUGUGGAUGACAAAGGUCGAGUGGUGGAUAUAUACUCCAAAUUUGAUGUUAUAAACCUGGCAGCAGAGAAGACGUACAACAACCUGGAUGUGACAGUGACCAAAGCAUUGCAGCACCGCUCUCAGUACUUUGAAGGAGUGUUGACCUGCAACAGACAUGAGACCCUGGAGGCCAUCAUCAACAGACUGGUGGAGGCCGAGGUGCACAGGCUGGUGGUGGUGGACGAGCAGGAAGUGGUGAAGGGGAUCGUCUCCCUUUCAGAUAUCCUCCAGGCGCUAGUGCUUACUGAUGGAGAAGAGGGAACAGCGUGAGGAAGUAACUCAAACAAGGGAAGGCUGAACAGUUUUAAGAGGUCAGGGCAAAGGGAGAAAGAAAACAGGCAUGUGAGAGGGGAAUUAAGACAGUAUAUUGAAUCAUCAUCUCCUGUUAUCCUAUACUCAAACAUGACUUCUCCCUCUCUGCAAAGAUGUGACAUUUUAACAACCCAGCAUUAUAAAAUUGGAAUAGCACAGGACACGCAGAAGCUCCUGUAAAUUGAGCCAAAUUCCAAGCCGCACUAGAGAUGUAAAAGCACAAGAGAGGAGUUGUAGCCUCUCAGGAGGACCAGGCAUCAUUCCCAUCUCUCUGUGACUGCUAGUGCUGAUAUACGUAGAGGAGGACCAUUAAUUAUGACUGAUUAUAAAUGUAUUCUCCUAGUAAUAUAAAUCAAAUAAUCAGUUACCAGCUAAAGGAAAACUGAUUCACUUGUAUGGCCUUUUGUUGGCAGCAUUUCAUUUCUAUAAUAAGGCUAAAAAUCGAUCUGGAGUAGAGGCAUAUAAAGCAAAUGUAAAGGUAAUUCCACACACUGUAACUUUGUCAGAUCAACAUUCGUGUUGUUGUUCUGGCAGGUUACGGCAUUUGACUGCGCCCUGUUCUUUGUACAUAUAAGUAGUAUGAUGUUAUCCGGCUUAAAUGAUCCAUUCAGUUCAGAUUACUUAAAUGCAGGUGGAGGGUUGACUUGUAUAUCUUUUAUUAUUUUUCUACCAUAAACAACUACACUCGCCCCGAUCAUUUGCAAUAAAUAUUGAUGGAUAUAUGGUUACUAAGGUAUUUAUCUGUAUGUAUGUGCCAUACAUACAGUCCAAAACCUUGCUACAUGCUAGCUUUGUGUGAAGAUUGUAAAAUAAUUCAGAUUAAUUUAUCAUUCAGACCUUGGAGCUGGUCAGUAGCCUGUACUGCUCAGUUGUAUUUUUAAAAUGAUUUCACAGAUGUAAAUGAACCGUGGUCACGGUCUAACUAAAUUUAAUAAGUCAGGGCUUUUAGGAAAAUUAGAGGUUUCAGCUUCAGGACCUGUUGCUCCAAAAAUAAUAAAAUAUUAAUAAUAAAAAUAACAAUUUUAAUCCAAUUUCAAUGAACUAAAGAAGAAAAAAUGGAUUUAUGUCAAUUAAGUGAAGUUACCACAGUUAGCUGUGUGUGAAGAAUUCAAGGGCUCAGGUUUUAAUCUUGUUGUGUAGCCAGACAGCGAAGAAGCAAACCUGGAAGGGCACUUUAGGCCCCCAAGACAAACUCGUUGGUGGAGUCUAGAACAGCGUCAGUGAAUCCGCUGUUAGAGACGACCGUUAACUAUUGUUGUAUUCUGUUUGAAUGCACACGCUCUGGAUAUUUAUCAGUUUUAUGUUUUGCCAUUUUGUCUGUGUUGUCGUGUAUAACAAAAGGUUUAAUGGAUUGUACAUUUUACAUUAGAGACACCUUUUUUCUGCCUGUUCUGUUCUUCCACACUUCAGGUUUUGGCAUUAUUAACGUUAAAGGGAUUUUGCUUAUUGCUUUAAUGCUGCAAAUUAAAAAAAAAAAAAGUGGUCCAUCACUUAAAACUAAAUGAUUGGUCAAAUUAACAAUUCAGAUUUAUGUGGUAUUGUUCACGUUCUGAUUUAUAUAUAUUUUUGGUGUGUUAUGUCAGAACAUCAAGUCUAGUUUCUAGAUUUACUCCACUGCUCUCUGGUCAUUGUCAUCAGGGGACUUACUAAAUACCAGCAUUUCCUUUCUGUUUUCAUCAGAUAGGCCAGGAACAUGCCACUCGUCCUGUUUUGGUAUGUUUGAAAUUGAAUGUGUACAACUCUAUGAAUAAAUGCACAGUUUUUGUACUAAUCUGCAUUGAGAUUACAGUUUAAAGGAUGAGCAAUAAAGGUUCUUUGAAUUUGU